AUGGAAAGUCCCCUGGUUGUGAGGGUCCACGGCCCUUUAAAUCAUGUUUGGUUAUCAGAAAAUGAACUGGGGAUUUUCAGAAAAACAUCUGCCUCAAAUGAAUCCACUCGCAGUGAGAUACUCAUUGAAAAUGUCAAAUGGGGCACGUCAAUAUACAACGAUGAGUUUAUGAGACGCCUUGCUAAAAGUUCCUUCGAGGUGUUUUCAGCACUUCAAAAAUGUUCAGAGCAGAACUCAUUUAUCACCCACAGCAUUCAAUACAGAGCUGCCUUAGCCGUGUGUUCGAAUGAAAUUUUCACAUUUCUAAAACUUACAGCAGGUUCGGAUGAGGCAAGGGCAGCUCAUCUAACUGCCCAAGGUAAUCUGAUUCAGACAUUAGAGCUCUUGUGGCAUCUUGCGGAACUGGUUUUUAUCCAAGUAUCCCCACCUGGAUAUUUAGCAUUCAAUCUCUGUGGUUGGUUUUACGUGCAGUCCCAGGAAGCCGCUAAUCGCGCUCGAGAGAUUUUGGACAGUGCAAACAAAGAACAAUCCGGUCAUAUUUUAUUGCAUGAUAAACUGAAUAAUCUUAAAUCAUGGGAAACCAACAAGGACUUUUGGCCAACAGUUUUAAACUUGGUUUUACAAGCUAGGUGUCAAGAAGCAGCAAGUUUGCUUGUCCUGCAUUCUAAUUCUAAUGGUCGUGGUCUCCGAAGUCUACGUCAACUUCUAGCUUCUAUGCCAGUUGCUUCUCAUGCUGAAAAAGAGGGUAUGUGGACUGAGUAUGGUGCUCAGUUUUCGCAGGCGUGGAAUUAUUGGCAGUCAGAGUGUGAACAUCGACUGUCUUCGGGAGAAUUCGAUCAUGUUGGUGGUGAUCCAGCAUCAGUUGACUACAUAAAAUUAAUUGUAAAUAUCUUAUCGGGGCGUACGUCUAUUUGGGAUGACCCGCGAAUUCUGGACGUAACUAGAGGUUCACGUGGAUGGUUUUUUCGUUUUGUAUCAUUUGUUUUCUACACUGACCAGUUGGUAAAUAUUGAUGGUUUAAGCAGUGAUCUUGAUCGAUGGCUUGCUUUAACCAAGAAAGGUAAUAUGGAACCGGGCUCCAACUUUGAUCAGUCCGUCGAUGCUUUAAUCACAAGCAUUUUUCACGUGGAUCUAUUUUCAUUUGUUCGUAUAGCAAGUGAAAAAUUAAGUAAUUGGUGGUUUAUUGCACACUUUACGAAUCUUUUAAACCACAUAUAUCCUGGUGUACUUAAUGAUCUUCAGCUUACACAUAAACAAGACGAGUUAUCUUUAGAAUCUUGUCCAAAAACAGUAAAUUAUAAAUCUAAUGCUAAGUUUAAUGAAUCAUUGUAUCAACCUGUAGACAGCUCUUCAUUGGUUGAAUUUUUUCUUCUUGGUUAUGUCGAAUCAUUGGCUUCUGAAACUAGUCUUUUAUCUAUUGCACUUGGAUAUUUGGAUCACUUUUCAACUAGAGCUACAAACUGGUUUAUUAGUCAAGCCAAAGUUAGAGGAUUAUAUUCAACUGCUGAAGAAUUAGCCAAAUUAAAUUGUCGUAGAUUUACAUGUUUAUCAUUGCAAUCUCAAGAAGGUUCUAUAAUUAAUUCAUCAAAUUAUUCUCCAAUAUGUAUCUCUAUAGGUUGGGCUUUAAUGGCACGUGAUUAUUCUAUGAUUAAUCGAUUAGCUGAACUCUCUCUUGCUAGAGAUAAUGGAUUUAUGCAUAAGGACACUUUAAAUGAAACAAUAAUCUCGCAUGCUUCUACAGAAGUUGCAGAAUUGGCUGCUAUAAUAUUAGGUUUUUGUCGAGGAUCAUCAUUUGACGAACCGUCUAAUAAUAAUAAAGUUAAUGAAGUGAAUCAUCUUCAAUUAUCACCUGAAUUAGCUUUUUUAAUUCGUUAUGCUGAACUUCAACAAAGUUUUAAUGAUGGUGAUUGUGAAGGCGCAGUUGAUCGAAUUAUUGAUUUACUGGUUACUAGUCCUGGGAACUCACUUAUUACCACCAAUUCAACUGGACACGAUUGUACAAAUUCUUCGACUACAGGUUUUGGUUUACGUAUACCAACUCGUCUUAAAAUAAGACUUCUUGCUGAAGUAAGACACUUAUUGGGUCGAAAUUGUCUACGUCGAGAUCAAGUUGAAGUGCUUAUUACUGCUUUGAUUGAAUUAAGAGCAGAUUUGGAUUUAAAUCCUAAUAACAUGUCCACAAAUAAUGAUAUACAUUCAUUGCUAACAAAAAUUCAUAUGUCUCUUGCUAAAGAACUAGCAUCGACAUUCUUUGCUACCUCUAAUACCAUCCCUAUAUCUCUGUCUUUAUCACCCAAUAGUAUGGUUGAUACAAAUUGGCAUUAA
Messenger RNA from Schistosoma mattheei, 2325 nucleotides. Lineage: Eukaryota; Metazoa; Platyhelminthes; Trematoda; Strigeidida; Schistosomatidae. The record is from the annotation of a GenBank genome assembly.